ACUAGCCUGCAGUUACCUCACAUCAAUACCGUACAAUAACAGCUAGAGAGACAGACUGCUAACACCUGAGAGUUUACAAGUGUGGCAAAAGAGUGUACGGUUAGUUAUGUAAUCUUAGAGGAAUGCUUUACCCUUAACAGUCUGGCAACUACAAUUGUGCCUGAAGGAUUAUUGUCUCUGAAGUAGACCAUUUUCAGACAUAUACUUUGUUAUGUUAUUUUCAAAGGGUGUGCUGGAUGUCAUUGCGGUAUCCUAAUAGUGUGUGUGCUGGUUAAAAUCUGACUGUCCAGCAACACCUCUAUCAGUGAUUUAAAAUACUCUUGAGUACUAAGUCCAGGCUGCUUAUGUAUAUGAGCUGAGAUCAUCGUUCCAGUUUUAACUGCAGCAUAAAACCUAAAUUAAACUCAUUCAUUAAACAGUGGCUGAAAUAAAAUGCAAUGGACAUUAAUUAGCCAACAGACCCAUGCCAUUAUGUAAACCCUACACCUGAAUUCUGUCAGUCACACACACACACCUUGCCCAGGUGCACACUCAUGUGGGGUAAGCUCAUCUUGUCACUCGCUCUUUAUUAAUACAGGAUUACAUUUAUUCCCAAUCCCAAACACACACCACACUCUACAGACUCCUCACAAAAGCACAUGCACUGUCUGCCCGGGUCCAUCAAAGGUAGCGAGGCAGUCAGAUAGUGGUGUGCCCCCAGUUAAAGUCAGAGACGUUUCAUCCUUUUUGAAUGUCCAUGGAGGCCUGCUGCUAACAGGGGCUUUACCAGUCAACAGGUGGAUUUCUUUCAGGAAGAGGACACACUACAGCUUUGUAAAUCCAGGUUUAUGAAGAUGUUUCCUUGGUCUGCUGUUUUCUCCCUUGAGCCUAAAGUGCCCGGUCAACGCAGCACCGAGGAAUUGGUUACCAAUACUCUGAUGUUGGAGCUGGGGGCGAUGGUGAAGCGCACUGAACGCAUACGUUUGGAGCGAGCGACUGAGGGUAGGCGCCGCCGUCGCAGCUCCUCUUCCACAGCUGAUUACAGCUGGCUGGCCAACAACCCGACGCCACAGCCGUAUGAACUGACACCCAACGACUUGCUGGAACUGCAGGACCUCUGUGCCAAGAUCCCUCCUGCACAAUGUGGCCCCUUGAUUGUCAGGUUCCGGAAGUUGGUGUCACAGAUGGAGCCUGAGGUUCAUGAAGUUCCCAGACUGUUUCGCUCUGUGUUGCACAACUGUGUGGAAGAGCUGAAUGGAAAUGAAGAAAUGCACAAUACCAUCUUUGAGAAGCAGCAGCGCAGCAAGAGCCUUUCUUUCGACACUUUCCGCACCAAAUUUCGCACUGGCCAGUUCUUCAAGGGCAGUGGCCUGAGAGGUUCAAAGAGUAAUCUGCAGCAGGAGGUCGAUUGGUCUGACGAGGAGGAUGGAGAAGUGGAGGAGGAAGCAAUCAAGUCCAGGGCGAGGAAGGGAAGGAGCAAGAGUAUGCCAGAGAUCUGCCCUAUGGAGCAGAGUGCCCAUGCAUGAGAUAAAGGAGGGAGAAAAUCAGGGGAGAGACAAUGCAGAGAGGAUGGAGGUAGGGAGAAGAGGAACACCUGUACAGGAGUUUUGGCAGGGAAAUAAAAUGAAGAGGAAGAGCGGGAGGAAAAAUGAGAACAAAAGAGAGAUGGGUCGUUUAUUGCAAAUGUAGGGAGAACAGGAAGAGAAAGGCGGGAUGCUGUCGAAGGUGGGAAGGUAGCAUUAAAUGAAUAAGGGAAAAAGGGUGGGCUUAAAAUAAUUUCUUGACUUUGGGGGAACCUGUCUAAAUGCAUAUGAACUUGAAGUAUUUAGUCCACCCCAAAAGCAUUUGAAAGCAUUUAUGAAACACUUGUUUAGCAUCUUAUCAUGCAGAUGGGUAGGCCUACCAGCUUGGUUAAACAAGACCAUGGCCAUGCUUGCAGCUUCGUGAAGCUGUGCUUAGGCACUGUGGUGCUUUGAGCUAAAUGCUAACGUCAGCAUGUUCACAUGCUAAUAUUUAGCAGGCGUAGUGUUUUGUGGUUAGCAACAGCUGAGGUUGAAGGGAAUUACAUUAGUUUUACAGGUAUUAUUUCAUAAACUGAAGUAUUUGAUACAUUUAAAAUUAUACUUAAUGAUGGCGCUUGAUGAAAAGUCAGAAUAUCAUCAAAGCAGUUUCAAUAUAUUCUGAAAGGAACAUCGUGUCAACCAAAUUUCAUCUCAUCUCAAAACCACAAAUGUCAACCUGCUAGUCGUGCUAUACUAGAAGUUAACAAAUCAACAAAGUCAUUAGGAUACAUGAUCUGGGGGCCAUGAAUGUCUGUGUACAGCUGCAUAGCAAUCCAUCUAUCAGUUAGAAGAGGUGGACCUACCAACAGAGAAGCAUUGCCAUCCACAGGGCCUUGCUAAAAUGGCUAAAAAUGGCUAAAAUCUGCAGAAUGGGAUUUUGUUGAAUAAAGUCUUGCUAGGAUUUCUAACCUUUCUGUGCUUCAUGUAUCUUUAAAGGCAAACAAUUGAAGAAAGAACUCUUUGAACAACUGUUCUUGAUGAAUCAUACAUAUCGUGAAGUGUCUCUUUAAAGACAUAAUACAACAAACGGGCUUUCUGCAAGGUUCAUCUAAAAAAAGUUCAUCUGUACA
This is a messenger RNA of Scatophagus argus, 2611 nucleotides long. RefSeq names its product RD3 domain-containing protein. NCBI's taxonomy places the organism in Eukaryota, Metazoa, Chordata, Actinopteri, Scatophagidae. The transcript is spliced from 3 exons. The coding region runs from base 828 to 1505 and encodes 225 amino acids. The record is from RefSeq and is a predicted model, not a curated record.